UGAAGUUACUUCUAAUUAGCCAGCCUCUUCUUGCCCGCCUCACUUGUCCCUUGUGCAGAUCCAGAUCCUCUCCUCAGGGACCAGGUGCCUCCAAGGGGCCGAUCCGCUCUGCAGCAAACCCGCCAGACCGCAACCAGGCGUCCGGGCUGUUGUGGAACUUCUGAUUUUUUUUGGGGUACCUAUUACUUGGCAACUUCGGUGCGCACUGCAAUUACGCACGACUUGGAUGAAGAAUCUGCAUCACGGCAGUGGGGUUUUUUUUGUUGAUGAAAAGUAUAGGUAGCCUGUGUCAUUUUUAAUUUGGCGUUUGCCAUAAUAUCGUUUGGCUUGAUUUGAGUUGUUGUUUUGUUUAUAAUGUGGAUUGAGGAGGCAUGAAGUACACAGCCAGUAUAUUUUACGCACAGGUGUAAAGGUCACAUCUACAGGUAGAAGUGCAGGUGUGUGGUUCAGCAGCUCUGUCAGAGAACAAAGGAAGGUCAAGGCCAGCAAGGAAAACAUAAAACAACAACUUAGUGACAAAGAACCCUAAGAAAAAAAGAGAGGGAGGGAGGUAGCGAGAGGGUGUGUGUGUGUGAGAGAGAGAGAGAGAGAGAGAGAGAGAGAGAGAGAGAGAGAGAGAGAGAGAGAGAGACACCCCCUCGAGACUAGCUAAGAGACCCAGCCCCCGGUCCGAGAGAAGGAGAGAGAGAGUGAGGGAGUGAGGGAGUGUUUUAAAGCCAGCAGGAGGCAUGAUGUCGUACAUUAAGCAACCCCAUUACGCGGUGAACGGGUUAACGCUGUCCGGCCCGGGCAUGGAUCUGCUCCACUCCGCCGUCGGAUACCCCAACACUCCGCGUAAACAGCGUCGGGAGCGCACCACCUUCACACGCGCACAGCUGGACAUCCUGGAAGCUCUGUUUGCCAAAACACGCUACCCAGACAUCUUCAUGAGGGAGGAGGUGGCCCUCAAGAUCAACCUGCCCGAGUCCCGAGUCCAGGUCUGGUUCAAGAACCGCCGAGCCAAGUGCCGCCAGCAGCAGCAGCAGAGCACGGGCCAGUCCAAACCACGCCCCCCCAAAAAGAAGGCAUCGCCCGCUCGGGACGCCAACUCCGAGGCCAAUGCCAACCCCGUCAAUGGACCCUACAGCCCUCCGCCCCCUCCUCCCGGCACCGCCAUCAACCCAAGCUCCAGCGCUGCUAGUGCCACGGUGUCCAUCUGGAGCCCGGCCUCCAUCUCCCCGCUGCCGGACCCCCUGUCCGCCUCCACCACCCCCUGCAUGCAGCGUGCAUCCGCCUACCCCAUGACCUACACCCAGGCUCCGGCCUACAGCCAGAGCUACGGGGGCUCCUCCUCCUACUUCACGGGCCUGGACUGCAGCUCCUACCUGUCCCCCAUGCACCCGCAGCUGUCGGGCACCGGAGGCGCCCUGAGCCCCAUCACGGCCUCCUCGAUGGGGGGCCCCCUCAGCCAGUCCCCUGCCUCGCUCUCCUCCCAGGGCUACACGGCCGCCUCGCUGGGCUUCGGAGCCGUCGACUGUCUAGACUACAAGGACCAAGCUGCCUGGAAGCUCAAUUUCAAUGCCACUGACUGUCUGGACUACAAAGACCAGAACUCCUGGAAGUUCCAGGUCUUGUAAAUGACAAGUAGGAGGUGGUGGAGGGAAGGAUUGGGGUGGUUGGGGG
Messenger RNA from Gasterosteus aculeatus aculeatus (three-spined stickleback), 1662 nucleotides. Its product is annotated as homeobox protein otx5. Gene Ontology annotation, cellular component: nucleus. Gene Ontology annotation, biological process: multicellular organism development; regulation of transcription by RNA polymerase II. NCBI's taxonomy places the organism in Eukaryota, Metazoa, Chordata, Actinopteri, Perciformes, Gasterosteidae. The record is from RefSeq and is a predicted model, not a curated record. Gene Ontology annotation, molecular function: RNA polymerase II cis-regulatory region sequence-specific DNA binding; DNA-binding transcription factor activity, RNA polymerase II-specific.